Molecule: messenger RNA, 1529 nt
Organism: Pezoporus flaviventris
Lineage: Eukaryota; Metazoa; Chordata; Aves; Psittaciformes; Psittacidae
Gene: CHID1
Product: chitinase domain containing 1
Exons: 13
Coding region: 154-1362 (402 amino acids)
Biological process (GO): carbohydrate metabolic process
Cellular component (GO): extracellular region
Molecular function (GO): chitin binding; oligosaccharide binding
Source: RefSeq, a predicted model, not a curated record
GGCCUUGCCUCUCCGCCAUGUUGGCGCAGCCAGCGCUUAGCCGUCACCCGGCGCUCUCCUUUUCGCCGCCUCAGCACUGCCCCGUCAGUAGGCGGGGCGGUGCCGGCCGCCUCUACUUCCGAAGCGGCGGCAGGCGGGCAGGAGAAGCUUGACAUGGGGAAAAACAUAAUGAGGCUCCUCUGUACUUCAGUUUCUCUUACUGUGAUUUGCUGGCUAGCUGAAGGUACUCUGUCAAAGACAGAUGCAAAGAAAGGUGCUACAAAAAAACUAGAAGAAAAGAUACUGCAUUCUGAUAAAAAUGUGCAGGACAGGGGACUGGUAGUUGUGGAUCUAAAGGCAAAAGAUAUUAUACUGGAACACAGGAGCUAUUGCUUCAAGAAGAUGAGAGAAAGACAUUUCUCGGGAGAUGUUCUGGGUUAUAUUACUCCUUGGAACAGUCAUGGCUAUGACAUUGCUAAAAUAUUUGGAAACAAAUUUACACUAAUCUCACCAGUCUGGUUACAAGUGAAAAGGAGAGGGAAGGAAAGGUUCCAGUUCACUGGACUCCAUGAUGCUGAUAAAGGUUGGAUGAAAGAUGUCAGAAAAAACUCCAAAAACAUCAAAAUUGUUUACUUGAUAGUGCCUCGCAUUUUGUUUGAUGGCUGGACUUACCAGGACUUCGAAAGUGUUUUUGGCAGUGAGGAUGAGAUAGAGGAGCUUUCCAAGAGUAUGGUUCUGCUAGCCAAGAAUGAAAAUUUUGAUGGUUUUGUGGUUGAAGUUUGGAGUCAGCUGGGAAAUCAAAAACAGACGGAGUUGAUACACUUGCUCAUUCACCUUUCCGAGGCUCUGCAUGAAGCUCAUCUUAAACUCAUACUGGUCAUCCCUCCUGCAGUUGCAGCAGGGACUAACCAGCCAGGAAUGUUCACAAAGAAAGAAUUUGAUCAGUUGGCCUCAGCAAUAGACAGCUUCAGUCUCAUGACAUACGACUAUUCAACACCACAACGGCCUGGUCCAAAUUCCCCUCUUUCCUGGGUACGAGCCUGUGUUCAAGUACUGGAUCCUGAUUCAAAAUGGAGGAAUAAAAUACUUUUAGGGCUGAAUUUCUAUGGCAUGGACUAUUCUGCUUUGGGAGCCUCUGGGGAGCCAAUCCUUGGUAGCAGGUACAUUGAAACCUUGAAGGAGCACAAACCAAAAAUUGUCUGGGAUGAACAAAUUGCUGAACACUACUUUGAAUACAAAAAGAAUAAAGGAGGAAAACAUGCUGUCUUCUACCCAACACUGAAAUCCAUCCAGUUGCGCUUAGAACUUGCAAAGGAAUUGGGCACUGGAAUAUCCAUCUGGGAAAUGGGACAAGGCCUGGACUAUUUUUAUGACCUGCUUUAAAAUAAGAGAUGAUCUGGGAAAGACUUUAUUUGCUUUACUGAGACUCCACAUCAAUUAAUUUGGAUAGCCUGGAGAGGUAAUUUUUAAAACAUUUUUUGUAAUUUAUAUUGCAUCUGUAUUAAACUUGCAUUUUUCCCAAUAAAGAACCUUUUAUGAUUUGCCACACA